Messenger RNA from Phycodurus eques (leafy seadragon), 3041 nucleotides. RefSeq names its product mutS homolog 4 (gene msh4). The transcript has 20 exons. The record is from RefSeq and is a predicted model, not a curated record. NCBI's taxonomy places the organism in Eukaryota, Metazoa, Chordata, Actinopteri, Syngnathiformes, Syngnathidae. Bases 74 to 2809 code for a protein of 911 amino acids. Gene Ontology annotation, biological process: mismatch repair; reciprocal meiotic recombination. Gene Ontology annotation, cellular component: nucleus. Gene Ontology annotation, molecular function: mismatched DNA binding; ATP binding; ATP-dependent DNA damage sensor activity.
AAUUUAAUACUGAAGCUGUAUCAAUGUAUUGGGAAACAGACGUUGUAUACUGUGGAUUUUAUGACGUUUUGCAAUGUUUCGUAGCAGCACAGAAGAGAUUGUGACUAGUGAUACUUUAGAAAGUGGACAUACCUCUGAUGUGUCUCCACCUGAAAGAAGUCUAGUAAAUGGAAACACUUCUUAUAAUCCCUCCUUUCAAAAUUUGGAUGAAGAGAGUACUCGCUCUAGCACUGGUCCAUCACUUCCUCACACAGCCACAGGUCAAUUCCCCCAUAGCCUUCAGUUAGGAAGGACCAAUCCACCCCGCCUUGCCUGCAACUCAGACAGCUCUUACCGUCGAGGAACACCAAGAAGCCUGAGGAAGAUCCCGGGUUCUGCAAGGGCCACACACACUGCAUGGACACCGUUGACUGAUCACACUGCAGCUACAAGUUGCUCCUCUUCUACCACUGCUUCUGGUGCAUCUGUAGUUGUAGCCCUGGUUGAAGGCCGUGGUUUGGCCAGGGGAGAGAUUGGAAUGGCCAGUGUUAACUUGAAAUUUCCAGAGCUCGUACUCUCUCAGUUUGCAGACACUGGAACAUAUGCUAAGGUUAUAACCAAGGUCCAUAUCUUGUUGCCGAUGGAAAUACUGAUGCCAGACACUGCUUGUGAUAAGGGAAAAGGGACAAAGCUCUUUACCCUCAUCGCAGAGAACCUCCAGGGUGUUGCUUUCACUGCAAUUCAAAGGAAAUAUUUUAAUGAGAAGAAAGGACUAGAGUACAUCCAGCAGCUCUGUGCUCCAGAAUUUAGCACUGUCCUGAUGGAAGUACAGGCUAAAUAUUAUUGCCUAGCAGCUGCAGCGGCUUUGCUGAAAUACUUGGAGUUCAUUCAGAACUCUGUGUAUGCUGCCAAGUCGCUUAAAGUGAGCUUUAAAGGAAGCGAACAGACAGCUAUGAUCGACUCAUCAUCUGCCAGUAACAUGGAGUUGGUGGUCAACAACAGAGACCACAGCAGCGACCAUACCCUUUUAGGCGUCCUUAACCACACGAAAACUCCUGGUGGCGCCAGAAGGUUACGCUCCAAUAUUCUGGAGCCUCUGGUGGAUGUGCAUACUAUCAAUAUACGCUUGGACACGAUACACGAGAUGCUGCAGAAUCAGGAGCUCUUCUUUGGAUUGAAGAAUGCGAUAGGUCAUUUCCUUGACAUUGACCAGCUGCUUUCUGUUCUGGUCCAGGUUCCAAAACAAGAGACAGUUCAGGUUGCUGAAGCAAAGAUUAUGCACAUCAUUCAGCUGAAACACACUUUGGAUCUGGUGCCACAGUUGAGGGUGGUGUUGAAGAACUGCAACACAGCUCUUCUUAAAGCAUACAGCACUUCACUAGAGGAUAACAGAUUUGAUGUGCUCUUGAAGCAGAUCCUUACCGUGAUUAAUGAUGACACCACCUACCUGAAGGGGAGCCUGAACAUGCGCACACAGAAGUGCUAUGCUGUGCGACCCAACAUUAAUGAGUUCCUGGAUAUUGCCCGACGAGCUUAUACUGAGAUAGUGGAUGACAUUGCAGGACUAGUAAACCAGAUGGCCGAGAACUAUGGAUUUCCCAUGCGCACAAGCUUCAGCACUGCUCGAGGUUUCUUUAUCCAGAUGAAGCUGGAAGGAAUGUUCUUGCCUGAGGGGAAACUUCCUUCAGAGUUCAUCAAGGUCACAAAACACAAGGACAACUAUGCCUUCACCACCGCAGAUCUGAUGAAGAUGAAUGACCGCUGUGAUGAAGCCCUGAGGGAGAUCGUUCAUAUGUCCUAUGUGGUGGUAUGUCAACUUCUCAGGACUAUCCAUGAACACGUCCAUUGCCUCUACAAACUGUCGGAUGCUGUAUCGAUGCUGGAUAUGCUGCUGUCGCUGGCAAACGCAUGCACCCUCUCUAACUAUGUGCGACCAGAGUUCACAGACACACUAGCCAUCAAACAGGGUCGUCACCCCAUCCUGGAGCGAAUGCCCGGACAGCAAUUUGUAUCCAACAACUGUUACGUCUCCGAGGGCAGCAAUUUUGUCAGCAUCACAGGACCCAACAUGAGCGGGAAAUCCACAUAUCUUAAACAGGUGGCACUGUGUCAGAUCAUGGCUCAAAUAGGUUCUUUCAUCCCUGCUGAGUAUGCUUCUUUCCGUAUCGCAGAUCAGAUUUUCACCAGAAUUGGCAUUGAUGAUGACUUUGAAACUAACUCUUCCACAUUUAUGGUGGAAAUGAAGGAGGUGUCAUACAUCAUUCACAAUGUCAGCGAGCAGUCCCUCAUCAUCAUAGAUGAGCUGGGACGUGGUACCAGUGCUGAGGAAGGCAUUGGGAUAUGUCACUCAGUUUGUGAGUUUCUCCUCAGCCUCAAGGCCUUCACCCUGUUUGCCACACACUACCUUGAGCUGUGCCAACUAGAAUCUCUGUAUCCCAGUGUGGACAACCAGCACAUGCAAGUUCAGCACACACGCACUCGUGACACUGGCACUGAGAACAUAGUGUACACUCAUUUACUGAGUCAAGGAUUUACUGAAGAAAGACACUAUGGCCUCAGAGCAGCUGAAAUGACCUCACUUCCUUCAAGCAUAAUCCAGGAAGCAAAGACAAUUGCCUCCAAAGUCAGCAGGCAUCUUUUGGCCAAGCGUAAAAGUGAUCCAGAAACAGAGAGGCAGCGUGGGUUAUACCGCUUGGCCACCCGCCUCCAGCAGACUGCCAGAAACUCCAGACUUGACCCGGAGAGCCUACGCAUGUAUCUGAAGGGCCUAAGAACGCAGUAUGAGGCAGAUCUAGAGGCUACAGGGCUGCCAGCAUCCACGGAUACCUGAGAGAGGAAUCAAAUCUUAAAGAGGAAUGACUGUCCCAGACGUACAUCAAGUGAGAAAGUUUAAGUCUGGUGUGUACAGUUUAUUUGGACAAUUGCAUUUCUUUGACUAUUAUUAGCCUUAAAUGCAUUUGAAAUACAUUUGAAAUCCAAUGCAGUGAGAAAGUUAAUCAUCUGCUAAUUUACAGAGCAUUGACAACAAAUUAAAAAUAUAGAAAUUAAUUUAGAAAUAUUGU